CAGAACUUAGUGUUGAAUGAUGAAUUAUACUUGAAAGCUUCUUGGAACUAGAUGUUGCUUUUAGUUUUGUUUUUAGGAAACCAUUAAGAAAUUAUUUAAAUUCAUAGAGAAUUAAAGCAUGUUUAGCAGCUACCUGAACUGUAUUUUCUGGAUGUUGAUGUUGAAUAUGACUAUUUUUGGAGUUGAUGUACUUUGAAAAUAGGUGAUGUCAGACCAGAGCCUUCAGGAUCAUUGGAAAAUGCUGCCUGGCCAUUAACAUGUGUAUAAAUUUGUGCAGGGUUCUCUUUCGUACUUGUGACCUAAAUAGCUGAAUCAGUUUUUACACAAGGAUUGAAGGAAAGGGGAAUAAAAUGAAAAACAAGCUAAAAAAAUACAACAAAAGUUCCAGAAAAAUACUCAGAAAUCUCCCAAGCCGAGAUGUGCUGUACUUGUAUAAGAAGGAUCAGAAAGCAGAGCUUGGGCACAUGACCUCAAGCUACUCAAUGCAAAUGAGGGAGAAUAUCCUCAGGUUUUUGGCACAAAGGGUUUCUUGCUGUUCGAAGCAUGCUAUCAGCUAAACCAGUUCUGGAUGCAGUGCAAACUUUGGCAGUAGAAGAAAUGGUUGGAUACUCUCUGAAGAUUGAAGGCGAUGAGGAACCAAAUGGGAAAUCUUUUAAAAGUUCUCACUUGCACAGAGCUUGAUCAGGGGCCAAAUUUUUUCCUUGACUUUGAAAAUGCACAGCCCACAGAUGGAGAAAGGGAGGUGUGGAAUCAGAUCAGUGCAGUUUUACAGGACUCGGAAAGUAUGCUUGCAGACCUUCAAGCUUACAAAGGAGCUGGACAAGAAAUCAGAGAUGCAAUACAAAAUCCCAAUGAUAUCCAGUUGCAAGAAAAAGCAUGGAACUCAGUCUGUCCUCUGGUUGUAAGGCUGAAGCGCUUUUAUGAGUUUUCACUCAGAUUAGAGAAAGCCCUGCAGAGCUUACUGGAAUCGUUGACCUGCCCUCCUUACACUCCAACUCAGCACCUGGAACGGGAACAGGCUCUAGCAAAAGAGUUUGCAGAAAUAUUACAUUUUACUCUUCGUUUUGAUGAACUUAAGAUGAGAAACCCAGCAAUCCAGAAUGACUUCAGUUAUUACAGACGGACAAUAAGUCGCAACAGAAUAAACAACAUGCAUCUAGACAUUGAGAAUGAAGUGAACAAUGAAAUGGCCAAUAGGAUGUCCCUAUUUUAUGCAGAAGCUACACCAAUGCUGAAGACACUCAGUAAUGCAACGACACAUUUUGUAUCAGAAAACAAAACAUUACCAAUUGAAAAUACAACGGACUGUCUAAGUACUAUGGCCAGUGUAUGUAAAGUCAUGUUGGAAACACCAGAGUAUAGGAGUAGAUUCACCAGUGAAGAGACUCUUAUGUUCUGCAUGCGAGUAAUGGUGGGAGUUAUUAUUCUGUACGAUCACGUUCAUCCUGUGGGAGCUUUCUCAAAGACAUCAAAGAUUGAUCUAGUGCAAUUCAUAUAUUAUUGUUCAAUAGUGGCAUGCUUCUGUUCCCAGAUGAAGGGAUGCAUAAAAGUUUUAAAGGAACAACCACCUGACACUGUGGAAGGACUUCUGAAUGCUCUCAGGUUCACUACAAAACACCUGAACGAUGAAUCUACUUCAAAACAAAUUCGAGCGAUGCUGCAGUAGUAUCCUGAGACAAGUAGAUGUUUGUAUUGAUCACAGAAGAUGUGUAUGUUUACAUAAUUUAAUACAGUUUGAUGUUAAUACUUGUGUGUAUUUACAUAACCAUUUUCUUCACAUUGCUAAAAUAUAUGAAUCUGUUCAUAACCUGACUGACUUUAUAUAGUGCAGCCUGUUUUUAUGCUAGGCUUUAUCUUCUGACCUUUAAAAUACUUUUUUACUUAGAUACUUCAGUUAUGACAGUUUGUCUGUGCAUUUUAAUCCCUAAACACCUUCUCUAUCACAGAAUUAAGUAGUAGUGAAAACAGAAUGGAAAUCAAAUAAACUGAAAUGUCAAAGGUACCACAGAAAAGGAGCUUUAAAAACAGAGAAAGUUAAUAGAAAGGAAAAUUCAUUGGAUAUAUUUUAAGAACAUGUCCGCAGUUUUUUGGUCAGUUUUAGGAUCUCGUCAAGCUACUAUGAAUAGGAAAAUACCUGAAUAUUCAUCACUCUCAUGAAACACAUUAUCUUUCCUGUAAUAAGUGGAGAUCCACCUAAUUUUAAGAAUUAUGUGCUGGCUGUCAUCCAAAAAUGUAUUGGAUGACAGCAAAGAGGUAGUUUUAUCUUUUCAAUUAGGUAUAACCUGUACCUUUCAACAAUUGAGGAAAUAAUUACCCUUUUUCAGAUUCAGUAUGAAUAAACAGAAAAUGUGUUUAAAGACCAUUGAUAGAUUUU
Empidonax traillii (willow flycatcher) is the source of this 2374-nucleotide messenger RNA. RefSeq names its product family with sequence similarity 49 member A (gene CYRIA). Lineage: Eukaryota; Metazoa; Chordata; Aves; Passeriformes; Tyrannidae. Bases 629 to 1666 code for a protein of 345 amino acids. Gene Ontology annotation, biological process: regulation of actin filament polymerization. The record is from RefSeq and is a predicted model, not a curated record. The transcript has 11 exons. Gene Ontology annotation, molecular function: small GTPase binding.